CGGUUUUUGGCGCCGCCAUGGCGUCACGGAGCUGUGACGUCAAAGAGAUAGAGGAGCUCCUGGAGCUCGGAAGUUUUACCUGGAGUUGGACGGAGAAGAAAGUGAAGUCGUGAAUGUCCAAGGCGGAAACAGUAUGAGCGGAGACGAUUCAGACGGUAGGUCUAGCUCCUUGUCAGGAGAUGACAGCGACUCCGAAGAGAGCGAGUUGGACGCCAGUGAUGUCCUCGCAUACGCGAAGGAACCAGAGUAUACCGAGGAUGAGAUCAUGCAGAUGGCGAGUGCGGAGCAAGUUGGUGUAAAUGCUGACGAAGCUGCAGCAGCUGCUGCCGACACUGACCCUGCAGCUUGCUUAGAGGACUGCUGGCCACCUGCCGAUCGCGUUGGCAAUACGUCGUGGUGUGAAUGUGGCAAAUGCGUCGUUCAGUUAUUGCGGAACGACUGCAUUUGCUGCAAAGAUGUUCCGGAAUCGGCAGCGAUUGGUGAGUCUGGCUGCAUUUCUUGCACCUCACAGUUCGAGGAAGGCUGCAGCAACCAGCACGCGCUCUACAUUGCACUGCGCGGCUAUUUGGACACCAUCCAUCAGCCGGCCGGAUCGAAGCCAUCUGAAUUUGAAAACCGCUCGUACCGUUAUGCAGCAUACCGACAAUACAUAUGGCUGGUAUUCGGAAAACUUGGCCGAGGAGUCCGGUACCGAAUACCAUCAUGUGCAGUUUCAGCUAUAAGGCGGAAGUACCCUAAUGCUGAAGGUGAACCAUACCAUGGAUUUGCAGAAGCAACAGAUGAUGACCAGCCACACUGGCCUGGCUAAGGGAAGCAGCAGAGGAGAGACAAGAACGUACCAAAAUCUUAUUCCUACCGUACUUUAUUAUAUACACAUAGCCUAUCUGUCACAUAAUGAUCAGUUCGGUCAAACAUCAUCUUUCUUGUCGCUUAGCUUUGCCAUUCUCGAUUGCAACUUGGCUACCACAUCUGCCUUCUUCUUUGGCGUCUGGCGCGAAAUGCUGACACUCUUGUACAUGGGUAUAGACGGAAACUCUUUUCCGAAUGCCGCCUGCUGCACGUUGUUCAUCAGCUGGCCGACAUAGUCGUAGGACUUCUCCACAUACACCUUCUUGGCUACGUAGUCACCCUUGUGACGCGAAAAUUGACUUUUGUA
This is a messenger RNA of Sycon ciliatum, 1156 nucleotides long. Its product is annotated as P2X purinoceptor 7-like. The record is from RefSeq and is a predicted model, not a curated record. The transcript has 3 exons. The coding region runs from base 134 to 808 and encodes 224 amino acids. Lineage: Eukaryota; Metazoa; Porifera; Calcarea; Leucosolenida; Sycettidae.